AAGCAUAAGGCGUUUAUUACUACUACUUUUAUUAUUAUUUACUCUGUCGGAUGUCGAGGAGUAAAAAAUGCAAGUGUGUUAUGGUUUUGGGCAUCAAUUCAUUAAAAUGUGAAAAGCAUUUUCAGUUGAAUGUUGUGGCCAAACACGACUGUGCAUGUGCGAGGUCGGAAAGCAGCACGCUUUAUGACCGCCAUGCAGACUAAAGGCCAGCAGUUCAUCAGCACAAUAUGGACCACAAUACUGUGCGCUACUGCGCAUGAGCAGAACACUCACUCACUCACACACGCACGCACACACAUACAUACACACAACUACAGAGUCGAGCAAGCCGUGUAUUAUGCCGCUUCGAUGCAAUAAAAAGCUACCGGAAAAUCUGCAAGGAAACGCUACUGGAGCUGCUUGGAGUGAAAACAAAUAAAGGUUUCUGAGAUAUGUGAACAUCUUCGAACGUGUUUCAUUAACGGAGCACUGAAAUGAUUCAUUUGAUUCUUGUAUCAGACCACACUUUGGGGCUACAUUGUCAAGAUUGCUGACGCUCAGGUCCUGAGAUGGGAUGUGUCUGUCGAGGAGGGAGUAAGGAGAAGAAAGAGGAACUCUGUAAUCAUUAGAGAAAUACAUCCAGGUCCAACCUCAAUCGAGCCACGUUCUCCUCUCCGCUGUCCAUGAUGUCGGUGGUCACAUCUCCCACCCAGGCUGCUCCCGCUAUAGUCAACCCCCCUCCACCUGAAGUGACGAACCCCAGCAAGCCUGGCCGAAAAACCAACCAGCUCCAGUACAUGCAGAAUGUUGUGGUGAAGACGUUGUGGAGGCAUCAGUUUGCAUGGCCUUUUUACACACCUGUGGAUGCCAUCAAAUUAAAUCUUCCAGACUAUCACAAAGUCAUCAAGAACCCAAUGGACAUGGGGACGAUCAAGAAGAGACUUGAGAAUAAUUACUACUGGACAGCUGGUGAAUGCAUGCAGGAUUUCAACACUAUGUUCACAAACUGUUAUAUAUAUAACAAGCCUACAGAUGAUAUUGUUCUUAUGGCUCAAGCUUUGGAAAAAAUUUUCCUCCAGAAGGUGGCACAGAUGCCCCAGGAGGAGGUGGAACUGCUGCCACCACCUCCAAAAGGCAAGGCACGCAAGCCGGGUUCUGUUCCUGCUUCAGAAGCUCAGCAAGCUUCAGCACUGUCCUCGACCUCCCCGUCCUCGUCAUGUCCAAGCUCUCCUCCACAGCCGCCUCAAACUCCUGUAAUUGCAGCGACACCUGUACCGACCAUCACCUCUAACGUCCAGGCGGUUCCACCAGCUGCGCCCAUGAUCCCAAGCGCACAGCCUGUUGUCAAAAAGAAGGGGGUAAAGCGGAAAGCUGACACUACCACUCCUACCACCUGUGCUAUCACAGCCAGCAGAGGUGAGUCUCCACCUCCCCUGUUGGACACCAAACACAGCAAAGUGAUCUCCAGACGCGAAAGCACCGGUCGACCCAUCAAACCCCCGAAGAAGGACUUGGACGACGGCGAGCUCCUGCAGCAGGGGAGCAAGAAGAGCAAACUGAGCGACCACCUCAAAUACUGUGACACCAUCCUGAAAGAGAUGCUGUCCAAGAAGCACGCCGCCUACGCUUGGCCUUUCUAUAAACCCGUGGAUGCAGCAGCACUGGAGCUGCAUGACUACCAUGAAAUCAUCAAGCAACCUAUGGACCUCAGUACAGUCAAAAAAAAAAUGGACAGCAGAGAGUACCAAGAUGCCCAAAGCUUUGCAGCAGAUGUCCGGUUAAUGUUCUCAAAUUGCUAUAAAUAUAAUCCGCCUGAUCAUGAGGUUGUUGCCAUGGCAAGAAAACUUCAGGAUGUAUUUGAGAUGCGUUUCGCUAAGAUGCCAGACGAGCCUGCUGAGCCCUCGUCUCCUGGAGGCACCUCUGCCACGGCGGUUGUAAGUAAGAGCACAGGGAGCAGUGAGAGCAGUGCCGACUCGUCCAGCUCCAGCUCUGACUCGGAGGAGGAAAGAGCCACCCGCCUGGCAGAGCUGCAGGAGCAGCUUGCUAGAAAGUUAUGGUCAAAACUCAGGGCCCAACAGUGGCAGCAUGGCCAUGCUGGAGCUUCAGGCCAUGACCUUUUAAUCAACCCACCAAUACAGUCACUAGACAACGAAGGAAAAUGUUUCAAAUCCACAAACAAGCUGAAGGCUGUUCACGAACAGCUGGCCGCUCUUUCGCAGGGCCCCGUCAGCAAACCAAAGAAGAAGAAAGAAAAGAAAGAAAAGGACAAGAAGAAGAAAGACAAAGAGAAAGACAAGGCCAAGGCCAAGGUGGAGGAAGAGAAGAAGACCAAGUCCUUGCAGCAGAAUAAGCCGAGUCAGCCCAAAAAGAGUUCAGCCAGGAAACCCAACAGCACAUCUACUACCAGGCAACCGAAAAAAGGCACCAAGCCCACUGGGGCAAAUUACGAGUCGGAUGAAGAGGAAGCACUUCCCAUGUCAUACGAUGAAAAAAGGCAGCUUAGCCUGGACAUCAACCGGCUGCCUGGUGAGAAACUGGGCCGUGUGGUGCAUAUUAUCCAGUCCCGUGAGCCAUCGCUGCGUGACUCCAACCCAGACGAGAUAGAAAUCGACUUUGAGACGCUCAAGCCGUCGACACUGCGCGAGCUCGAGCGCUACGUCAAGUCCUGUUUACAAAAGAAGCAGCGCAAACCAUUACCGGGCACUGGGAAAAAGAGUGCCAAGACUAAAGAGGAACUGGUUCAGGAAAAGAAGAAAGAGUUAGAAAAGAGGCUGCAGGACGUGAGCGGACAGCUGAACAACAACAAGAAACCGCCCAAAAAAGCAGAGAAGGCAGGCUCCGCACCAGGGGGUGGGCCAUCUCGGCUGAGUGGCAGCAGCAGUUCUUCUGACACGGGCAGCAGCAGCUCCAGCGGCUCCAGCUCCGAGACCAGCGACUCGGACUGAGCUCUCGACAUGUACACUUCAACCUCCUCCAUUUUUCUAAUGAGUAGUGUUUGCUGUCCUGAUAGUGUCUCACCUGAAGAUCUGUUACAUAUGGAGUUAGAAGCUAAAGACAGAAGAUAUUUUAAAAUAACCUGUUGUAGAAUGCCCUUGGCUCGGAUAAAGACGUAUACGGAUAAAGAUAGCUGACAGUGGAAACAGAGGUGGCCCUCAAAGGGAAACACUUGGUCAUCGCCAGAAAAGAUAUUUUUGUGGUGGUGGAGUUUGAGUUGUUUGUUUCCUCCCCCUGAGUUCUUGCUCAGAAGAACCCAAUAACAGGUGCAUAUUUAAUGACUGACAAACACCUGGCCGUGUUUCAGUAAAUUAGUAGCUUCAUCAUGUAGGAAAGUGUGAAGGAGCAAGCAGUUAACUUUCUCUCUUUCUGCAUUGAUGGUCAUGUAAGCAUGACGGUUCAACUCAUUCCACCUUUCUUUUACAGGUAACGAUAAUAACUUAUCAUUGCCAUUUUAAAGAACUUUAUUUAUUUUUCACCUGGUAUGGUUCAUCUCCUGGUUUGCCAGGAGUUACAGAAAUAUCAAGAAUUCAGUGGAACUUAAAAUUAAAAAAUUGAUGCAUCAUGACUCAGUAGAGUGAACAGGUGAUGCUCUGGGUCGUACCAUGACUUGUUGGUUUCUCCCCAAGUGUCAGUAAAGUUCAAAGCUGUAUUUUGAGAGGCGUGUGUGUAGUCUGCAGUAGUUUCAGUUGUCAGCGCUGUAAUUUCCUUCUCUCACAGUGCUUCUCUCAUUCAGUAUUUGAUGUAUAAUUUUGUCUAUUGUUUUUAUUUUAACUACAUUAUACAUUCUCAAUAAUGGGUUUGUUUUUAUACAUAAUUUGAACAUACUCAACUUUUUUCACUAAUGAUAUUUCAGUAAUGAUAUACCCAAUGUUUUUUUCCUACAGCUUCUGAAAUCCAUUAUAUUAAUCACCACUAUUUUUGAAUGACCAGUAAUUCACAAAACUGUAUUAUUUAUUAUAAAAGCAUAAUUGGCUAUAUGAGUCAAACGAAAAUCCCUGUGAGGAGCCCAUAUUAAACAGUCUGAUAUGUGCUGCUCCUCUUUGGCAAACUCUCUAAUCCAGGAUGCUUUGCUCUUGUGGAAUACUAGUAGUCUGGUCCUCCUGUCUAUGUCCCAGUACUAAAGAGGAUUUUUGUCUCAUAAAUCGUAAAGACAAACAGCAGUACUCUGUAUAUUCAGCAGGUUAUGUUUAGUCAUUUUUAAAGUAUUACACUAAUGACUCUUCUCUCUUUUAUAAAUAGAUUUUUUUUUUAAUGACCAACUUUGGAAUACUGCAUUACAUGCUUUGAGUGGUACUUCAAUGCUGAAAAGAAGUUCUUGGUAUAUUUUUAUCGUCUUUGAACGGAUUACUGCUGAAAUCCUACAUAACCGAACAACAUGAUGGAUAUCAUUUUGUUUGUUUGUUUAUUUUUAUAUAUAUAAAUAUAUAUGUAUUUAUCUACAGUGGAUCAAACCCUGUCCUGUGUCCUCAAAACAGUCGAUGUUCUCUCAUUGCCUUAAGUUUAGUGCUUGAAAUAAUGGAAGAACUGAAUUGAAACUGUUAAGCCAGGAUUGAUCCUUUUUUUUUCUUUCUUUCUUUUUUUUCCUUUCUUUCUUUUCCCUUCUCAACUCGCAUCAUGUUGAAAUGCUGAUAUCAAGAUAUGGGAUGUGAAUUUAGUGCUCUCUCUCUCUCUCUCUCUCUCUCUCUCUCUCUGUUGAGUGUUACUUUUCCCCCAUGGUCGUCACUGGCAUAUCUCUUCCUCUUCCACUAAACAAAAGGAAAAAAGCAUAAGUUGUUUUUUUUUUUUUUAAA
Messenger RNA from Tachysurus fulvidraco (yellow catfish), 4766 nucleotides. It is a transcript of the gene brd3b, whose product is annotated as bromodomain containing 3b. Gene Ontology annotation, biological process: regulation of DNA-templated transcription; chromatin remodeling. The transcript has 14 exons. NCBI's taxonomy places the organism in Eukaryota, Metazoa, Chordata, Actinopteri, Siluriformes, Bagridae. The coding region runs from base 663 to 2924 and encodes 753 amino acids. Gene Ontology annotation, cellular component: nucleus; chromatin. The record is from RefSeq and is a predicted model, not a curated record.